Messenger RNA from Anisakis simplex (herring worm), 813 nucleotides. Lineage: Eukaryota; Metazoa; Nematoda; Chromadorea; Rhabditida; Anisakidae. The record is from the annotation of a GenBank genome assembly.
GACGAGUUCGAUCAGAAUUUAAAGAGAAUUUCACGUGUUGUGGAGAGAAUCCGUGACUGGUGGGCAGAGCAGGGAGCGGCGGCGGCGGGCUCGAGUGGGUGGUGCCCGGAGGGCGGGCAGCAUUCCCCGGGCAACGCGUCGGAUACGGGUACGGGUAAUUCAAGUACGGGUACGGCGAAGACUGGGAGCCAGAAGGGUGGCGAGCGGAAUGGUACGACGCACAUUGAGGAGGAGGAGACGGUUUACGAGCGAUCAGAAGGAAGUGGGGUUGAAGAGGACAGAGAGGGACAGGUGAGGCAGAACGGAAAGCGGAGAGCGGAGGUUGCCGCCAGUGAUAGCGAUCAACAUAGGGCUGCCAGCCGCGCGGACAGCACGGGUCCUGAAGCGAUCGCAAUAGAUCAGAGAGGAGGAAGUCCAGGCUCAGACGUCCAGUCUUCUGGAAAGGCUUCAUCUGGGGAGGUAACGCCCGAAUCCGGGCAGCCGGAGCACCUUCAUUCCGGAAUCGAAACGAAAAAUACCGGAAAAGGAGGCGUUGCCGCUGGAUCUGAUGACGUCGCUUUUGAACGCGGAGACAAUGGAACGGAGGCGUCAGCAAGUGCGCGCCUGUCUAAAAGCCACGCCCACAGUGGGCGGAGCCAUCGGAAACGAAGUAUAAGUGAGCAGGUUAUAUGUGGCGAUGAUGGACAGGACGUUUUUGAGAAAGAAGGCGAAGCGACGAGAAUGGUUUGUGAAUAUAUGAUAGUGGUAAUUUAUGCAUUCAAUAUUUUGGCCCUUUGGCCACGCCUACUGCGCAUGGCCUCAGCCCAAGCCUAA